Molecule: messenger RNA, 2575 nt
Organism: Hydractinia symbiolongicarpus
Lineage: Eukaryota; Metazoa; Cnidaria; Hydrozoa; Anthoathecata; Hydractiniidae
Product: tripartite motif-containing protein 5-like
Exons: 5
Coding region: 28-1791 (587 amino acids)
Biological process (GO): positive regulation of DNA-templated transcription
Cellular component (GO): nucleoplasm; nucleus; cytoplasm
Molecular function (GO): protein binding; zinc ion binding; ubiquitin-protein transferase activity
Source: RefSeq, a predicted model, not a curated record
GAUAACUACUUAAUAAUUAAUUACGCAAUGGCCGAACCUGAGAAUCUCCGAUAUCUUAAAUGCAAGAUAUGCUUAGACUUCUAUAAAAAUCCAAAAAAUCUUCGUUGUGGACAUUCAUAUUGCAAGAAUUGCUUGGACAACAACUUGAUCUUUAGAGAAGAUGGAAGUGCAGAAAUUUCUUGUCCUCUCAAAUGCAAAAGCAGUAUGUUGAUUGGCAAAUUAGAAACAACAUCUUCUUUACCUACAAAUUAUGCACUUUCACAAAUUGUAGAGGAUGUGAAAUCGAACUCAGUAAAAUCUCACAAUGAUCAGGAUAAACUCUGUCAGGAGUCAAGAGAGUGUGAAAAAAUCAUUAGUUUUCUGUGUAGAACAUGUGGCAGCAAGGUUUGUGAGCACUGCCAAGAUGUGCAUCCUUGCGAGAAAAAAGAAUUCACUGCAGUAUCGUUUGAUGAAAAAUUAUCACAGUUCCAACCCUUGUGUAGGGAGCAUGAUUCAUCUGCAAAAGAGAUUUGCAUUGAAUGUGACAAUAUAUUUAUCUGCUCUUACUGCAAACACAGAGAACAUAACAAUCAUGAAAGAAAAUCUAUUGCUGAUAUGGGUAAGGAAGCACAGGACUGGUUUCAAUCAUUUGCAGCUUCGCACGAGGAAAAAGUAUCUUUAUUAACCAAUUUGAAAAGGAAAUAUUGUGAAGUUAUGGUAAAGAUUAAGGACAACAGAGAAAACUUGAUUCAUCAAUUGGAGUUAAGACGAUUGAAAAGGGUUGAGCAGUUUAUUGAAAUGUUAAAUAUUAAAAAACAAAACAUGAUCAAACAAUUUGAUGACAAAGUAGAAGAAUUUAAUGCAAAAAUAACUGAUUUGGAUUCAACAGAAAAAAAUAAUAUGAAAAAAUUUUCAAACUAUAUUAAUACACUGAGCUCCAAGUCUCCUUUCGAGCUUGUCGCAGCAAAAGUCGAACAUGAUCGAAGACGGCUUGAUAUAUUCCUAUCUCCACCCUCUGUUCUGUGUCUCCAUUCACAACUGUAUAUUUCGAAGGAGCAAAAUAUGUUUGUUAAUCCUUUAGGAGAGAUUAAAAUUUCAAUUGAAGAAGCAGACGUUAGUUAUUUAAAUUCUGACGAAAAUUGUGUGUACAUAAACCGAGCAACUGAAUCUAAAGUUGAUUUAAAUCAUUUGGAACUUGAGCGUAAUUUGACGGAGUUUAUUGAAUAUUUACAAAGGUAUGAGAAACAUUCUUCCAAAGUGGAUGAUUUUCAAAGAAUUAAAAGAAAUACCAUGUCAGACUGUAUCAUAUCAAAUGUUGAAUCACCUUAUCAGUUUGAAGAAUUAAGAAAAAUUAUUGAGAAUGGUGAUGUCGCAGUAUUGCAAACAUUUCUAAAACAUGAUGAAGAUAUCGUGAAAAUGAAAGAUAACUUUGGGUGCACUUUGUUGAUUCUAGCUGCGCGCUACAACAAACCAUCAAUGGUAGAAUUUUUAAUUGAAGCAGGAAGUGAUGUGUAUGCUGAAAAUGUCACUAGAUGGAAUGCAUAUCAUUAUAGUGCAUGCUAUGGCCAUCAAUAUAUCUUGCAAACAUUGAUUAAUCACGACGAUACAAACAUCAAUAACGUGAACAAUGAUGGAAAUACACCAUUACAUUAUGCAUCACAAAAUGGUCAUGCUGAAUGUGUUAAGCUGUUCUUAAAUAUACCACAUAUCGACCUUGAAAUAAAAAACGAUUGCAAUCAAACUGCUUCUGAAACUACCGAUAAUGACACUAUCAAAAUUAUAUUAACAAAUUAUCAGAAAUUGAAGAAGUAAAGCUCUUAACCAGUUUAAUCAAGCUAGUUAUUCCACUUUAAAAAAUAUAUGACACUACCAGCUCUUAUAACGUUAGUUAUUAGCAUGGAGAUUUAUAGGUGUGGCCUGAAAAUAUAAUUAAACACCCUAGUUAUCUAACCCGUGGAAAAAUCCACUGGUAAUAAAGUAAUUAGUAUUUAGGCUGUUAAAAGGCUGUUGAAAAUAGGCAACAAAAAAUACACAAAGUUAAAAUUUGUAUUUUUCUUAUUGUUAAAUUGUUAACUUUUUUUAAAAAGCGCGAAUAAUUUAUAAAAACAAUGUAAUUGUCCGUAAUUGUCUACUAUUUCAUUAAUUAGAAAAAAAACAUAAAAAUUAUUCAACCGCGGCUAUAUAAAUAAACUUCUAAAUUAAAUAAUUUCAUUUAUAACAAAAAUUACAUUUUGUAUAAUUUGAAAACUCCUACGGCAAAAUAGAAGGAAUAUUAUUUUAUUUUAUUAAAUAAUUUGUUUCAGCCAAUCAAAAAUGUGAAUAAUUGUUUUAUUAGAAAAAAGUUUAGUUUUUUAGAGAUGUUUAAGCGUUCUUAAAAAUUAUUGUCACAGACAGACGGAACUGAUUAAUAUAGAAGACUAGUUAAUUUAAGUUUAGUUAAUUCUGUUAAAAAGGACAAGAAAUUUAAUUUGUUCCCCUGCACUUAUUAACAAGUAAACAAAUGUAUUGAUUGAACAUUCAGUACUGGUGACUUCUGAGUAAUAACAUUUUUUAAACGCGUUGUUUAGAAGAAGAAAUGACAAUAAUAGAUAUAUAA